Molecule: messenger RNA, 1326 nt
Organism: Colletotrichum aenigma
Lineage: Eukaryota; Fungi; Ascomycota; Sordariomycetes; Glomerellales; Glomerellaceae
Gene: gefL
Product: Ras guanine nucleotide exchange factor L
Exons: 1
Coding region: 1-1326 (441 amino acids)
Biological process (GO): protein phosphorylation
Molecular function (GO): protein kinase activity; protein binding; ATP binding
Source: RefSeq, a predicted model, not a curated record
AUGCAGAGCCUGGAAACCUUGCGUAGCGGUGGCUACCGUGGUCUUGGCCUACAGAAGCUGAAGCUCGCUGGCCCCCUGAGCGAGUUUCCCUCAGAGAUUCUUCAACUCGCCGAUACGCUUGAGCAUCUGGAUCUCUCUGGCACGGGGCUUUCCACUUUACCUGACAGCAUCGGUCAACUGCGUAAGCUCAAGAUUGCCUUCUUCUCGGACUGCAACUUCAAAGCCUUUCCCAAGCAGCUGGCACAAUGCCCGGAACUCGAAAUGGUGGCCUUCCGCUCCAACGGCAUGAGCACCAUCCCGGAGGAUGCUUUGCCCCGUAAGCUGCGCUGGCUUAUCCUCACCAACAACCACAUCGAAAACCUCCCGAGAAGUGUUGGCAAAUGCGCGCGUCUUCAGAAAUGCAUGCUCGCAGGCAAUCGCUUGAAAAACCUGCCCGACGAGAUGUCUGCGUGCAAGAAGCUCGGCUUGCUUCGUCUUUCCGCCAACGAUUUCAACCAUCUGCCACCCUGGCUUUUCAAGCUGCCUGAGCUGGCGUUCUUUUCGGUGGCUGGUAAUCCAUGCUGCGCCAUCACCCUCGAACACGAAGUGGCUCAGCUUCGCAAAGUGGGUUGGCAUGAUCUAGAGGUCGAAGGUUUGCUCGGCCACGGAGCUUCGGGUGACAUCUUCAAAGCGAGAUGGAUGUUGGCCGACUCCGUCGUAGAGGAAGUGGCCAUCAAGCUGUUCAAGGGCGAAGUAACAAGCGACGGGACACCUCUCGAUGAGAUGUCAGCUUGUCUCGCAGCAGGAUCGCACAAGAACCUAAUCAGCACACUGGCAAGCAUUGAUGGGCACCCAGAGAAGCAUGGCCUCGUUAUGCAGCUCAUACCGCCCCACUACCAGACUCUGGGGCUUCCUCCUUCCCUGCAGACCUGUACGAGGGACCGCUAUGAAGACGGGAGAAAGCUGCCGCUGGACACUGUUUUGGAGAUUCUUGCUGGCGUUGCAGCGGCAGCUCUCCACCUGCACGGUCGUAAGGUAUCCCAUUGCGACUUUUAUGCCCACAACAUUCUCUUCAACGAGGCGGGACAUGCCCUGCUCGGUGACUUUGGAGCGGCGACGGUAUAUGAAAAUCUCAACGGCCUCGACUUUGAGAGGUUGGAGAUUCUUGCCUUCGGUCAUCUAGUUGAGGACCUCUUGGGAGUAACGGGCCCGGGCCAUUUGGAGAUGGACAAGAAGCGGCGGACGAUCGAGGGACUACAGCAGCUGCUUGCUCGAUGCUCGACCCCUGUGGUCGGAGACAGACCGCGUUUCGUGGAGGUUGUGCAGAUACUUGAAGAUUUGCAUUGA